Messenger RNA from Schistocerca gregaria, 4428 nucleotides. RefSeq names its product STI1-like protein. Gene Ontology annotation, molecular function: Hsp90 protein binding. The transcript has 7 exons. The record is from RefSeq and is a predicted model, not a curated record. Lineage: Eukaryota; Metazoa; Arthropoda; Insecta; Orthoptera; Acrididae. Bases 273 to 998 code for a protein of 241 amino acids.
CAUAACUGAUGAUGUGAGGUAAGGAGAUGGAAUUAUUGAGAUAUGUAACCGUAUUUUGAAGUGUUAAACUGCAGUGGCUAGAGAUUCGUAUACUGAAUAUUGGCAAAUUCCCAGAUAAAUGAAUGAUUGAGAGUACUUCACGCUGAAGUUUUCCUUCUUUCAAGAAAUACGCCCAGGAAUCGCAAGCAAAGCGCAUUUUUGCGUGCGGAUUCGGCUUGCCCACUUCAGAGUAUUCAGACUACCCAUAUACAACACACGAACGAGAGUCCAUAAUGGACCAAAAGGAAGAGGCACAACAGCAUAAAGAGAAAGGAAAUGAUUGUGUUAAGGAAAAGAAAUACAUUGAAGCAGUAUUGCAUUACACAAAUGCAAUAAAGUUGGAUUCAUCUGACCACACCUUUUACAGUAAUAGAUCUUUAGCUUUUCUCAAACAACAACAGUAUCCCCUAGCAAUGGAGGAUGCGAGACAGGCUAUAAAAUUGAAACCUGAUUGGCCCAAAGGUUACUUCAGGAAAGGUGAAAUUGAACUUGCCACAGGACACUAUACAGAAGCACUGUUGUCUUAUGGGUGUGCUUUAAGACUACAACCCCAUGAUAAAAGCAUUUUGGAUGCUAUCAGUAAAACAACAGAAAUGAGACAGAAAGAGAGGCAAGCUGACUUUCAGAUACCUUGGCUGGGAGCUGGAAUUGGUAUCAUUAUUGGUGUCGGAUUGGUCAUCGCAGAUUAUUUACUAACUGAUAAACCCUCAAUUAAACACCCAAUCUUGAUGGCUCUACUUACUAUUGCUGUGGCUAUGAUUGGCUAUGUUAUUGGGUGGGCAUACCGUUACCUAACGAAAUGCAGCCAGACUUCACUACUGGAACCACCUCCAGAUUUGUUCAGAGAUAGUGCAAAUCAAGAUAAUGAACAAGAAUCCCAGGAAAAUGGAAAGUCAGAACGGAGUCAUCGGUAUACGAAAGCUCAAGCUCGCCAACGAUUUAAGAAAGGAAGAAGUUGAAAAUUUACUGGCAUUGCUUAUAAGUAAGUUCUAUAGAGUGGAGGAGACAAGUUAUCAACAAAUGAUGGGGCAUGGUAUGUCGAUUUAUCCUAGCUGAGGUGCUACUAAAAUUCAUAACAACUCAGGCAAAGUGUUCAUUUGGAUGUGGUUUGUGGUGUUAGAUUGAGCCUUGUGUAAUGCGAGGAGGAUAUUUAUUGAGAAGUAUUUAGUUAUCAAUAAAUUAUAGUUCCUUUUUAUCCUGUAUAACUGUUUUUGUUUACUAGUUUGACUCAAUGAAAUAGACAUUUUCAUUGUCUUCUACAAAAUAGGUAAACUUAAAAGUGACAUCACUGUAUUGUGAUUGUUUCAGUUAUUUUGAGUACUUCAUUUUAAUACAAGUAAUGAAACAGAUUCAGAAGGAUGAAGUAUUUAAAAGGUAUUCAGGGGCUCAGAGUCAUUGGUACUUCACCCACAUGUGUAUGGAAAUGAAAUUUGCUCCAGAGUUUCUCACAGGAAAAUUAACACACUAGAUAAUAAUCUAGUGUUAUUUUUAUAGUGAAUGUAAAAGUAUCACAAAUACUUAAGCAAUUAAAAAUGGACUCGUGACUGUAUUUUAAAUAGUUUUCCAUAAGGUUAGGCAUGUCUUGCCUUGGAAAAACUGUUUGAAACACAUUCGUUUUGCAGUUGGUCAGUCACAAUGCGUGCUACGAGAAACAGGAACUACUUAUCUGGAUGUGUCAUCAUGAUAACCAUAGACACCAGUAACAGUGUUAUUUUCAACCUUAAGGUUUUUAUUAAAACUGGAGGUACAUUCUGCAAGAGAUCAAGAAUAUUCUUAUUUUAUUUUGUGGUAUCUUUGGCUUCAUUGUAAAGCAGUGAUACAGAUCCCAGUUAAUUGCUUGGGGGCUUUCCUCCACCAGAGUUUGAAAAUUGUUUCAGAAAAAGGCUCAUCAGGCUAUUGUUUUUAUAGCUGCAGCCAUCAGAUAUCAAGGCAGUUCACUUUUUACUUUUUAUCCAGUUAUAUAUGUUUUGCAGUUUGAUAAAUGAUUCCAUAACAAAGGAUGAGAGGAAGUCCUCUUUCGUCAUUUUGUUAAUCCCGAAGUGUGGUAUUUUCUUUGUUGGUUCUAUCAGGAAGUAUUUUUUCCUUUCUGUCACCCCAAAAUCUCCAUCAGAGUGAAAACUUAAGACCUGGAAUGAAGAAUUUGUGAUUGGUCACCUCCCAAUUAUUAGCUCUCUGUAGGGUAAAUAACUGAGAAAAGCAUCUUUUAUACUCAUGCUUCGCAAGCAUGUGUCCCUCACUCGAAACCUAAUCAUGAACCCAAGGUAUAGUUCAGAAUUGACAGCAAUACUAAUCUACACUUGUUGUUAGUAUGUAAUACAUAGUUUACAAGAAGUCAAACACAAAUACAAACAAUGAGAAAAUCCAGGAUGCAAUAACAAGUGCUAUGUAAAGGACAUAUUGCUAUUCACUGUAAAUGGAGAUACAGAGUCACAGAUAAGCACAAUAAAAAAGACUGUCAGACAUGUAAUAAGCUUAUGCCGCGCACGCGCAAUCAGUCUCUGGCAACUGAUACUGUGUGUGUGUGUGUGGGGGGGGGGGGGGGGGGGGGGGGGAGGGGGGGUUGCUUGAAUGUGUAUGAUGUCUAAUUCUGAUGAAGGCCUUUUUGGCUAGAAGCUUAAUUAGUUGUUGGUCAUUUUGUUGUGCCUAUCUGCUACUCAGCAUCUUUACUAUACUGUGAGUAGCAAUCUGUUGUUUUCAUAAUAUUGUUAUUAAACACAAAUAGAAUACAUGACAAGUACCAUUACUUGUUUUUGCUCCCUGAACAUUUUUUAUUUUGCUUCCUUCACUGCUUCUGUUCGGUGCAAGUGGGCACUGCGCUUUUCUUUCAUCUCUUAUUUUUUGUAGUGUCUAACAGAGUUCUGUUGCGAAUGCAGUCUUUCACAGCACUGAGAAGCGUCUUUCAGUGGGUUAGGGAAGAUGCAUACUGAACUGAGUAUUUAAUAUGUGCCAAAAUAAUUACAGGGAUACAAAAUUAGUUUCCGUGGAUUCACACUCAGCUUUUUAAUGAUAGUAAAAAGUGGGCAUGUUCAGUUGUGGCACAAGGCACUUCAGACUUCUUUAUGACAAUACUGUGACUUAUAAACAGGAAAUAUCUUUAUGAAAUUGCAAAUGGUAUCUGUUUGUUCAAGUCUUGUCUUAUUAUGAAGUAUAUAUUUACCUUCUUUUUCAACAGGAUGAACACCUUCUAAAACUUCGUUUCAUUGCUGUGUAAGAACUUACUAUACCCAAUGUCAUCAGCCCUCUUUCCAUUUUUGCUCAUAAGUAAAUCCUUUCCAGAGACGGACUAAAUGGAUUUCCAUUAGAGUAGCUUCUGGACAUCUUUGAUAUAUCUAUUAACACUUUAAGACAUCUUUCAUUGCCCAAUUAAUUUUGCAAUAGCUAGAAAGUAUUGGUUGUAAAUUUUUUUGUGGCAUCUUGCCAUUACAGUUUUCAAGAUGUCUACAGGAAUCUCCUGAACACCACUUAUCUGGAACAAGUUCACCUGUUGUCAGUGUGUACACCUCAUUAUCUGUCAUUUCAGUAUACUCAGAUACUUUCUCUGAGUAAAUUCACUAGUUUGCAUCCUUUUUUAUUUUGCAAAUGACUCAAUUGUUGUUGUUGAUGAAUUCCUCUCCUCCGAUGGUUCAUUCCCUGUCUGUGUGAAUCAUAAAUAUUGAUGCCACCCGAGUUCAUAUCUGCAUCUGAAAAUAUGAAAUGUAACUUGAAAAUGACCCAAAGUAAAGCACCAAACAUACUUAAACGAUGUACUGAUUCAUUUGGCUAGUCAGUGCUGCAUGUAAGUGCAGUUGUCAAUUGUGAAACUUCUGCGGUCAUUUUGCAGAGUUCAGAUUGCAAUGUCUAUGGUUUUGCCAUACCUCUGAAGGAACAUCCCACUAGCAUCAGCAUUCUCUUACAUAGCUCAAGAACUGUUUUAUGAUGGCUGUACCUCAACAUGCCCUACACUUAGUUAGGCAUUUCUUGCACUGGUUUAGGUACUUCAGGCUCUGAGUCACUCAGUUGUCAAGUUUAAAACUGUGCUAUGAUGUUGUUUUUGCACUUGUGGUGCUGUGAUAUUUGUGUGUGUGUGGUAGAAGUAUGAUAGGAAUGCAGUAAAUCUGAGCUUUUUGAUGUCACUGAAUAAAAUAUAGGGUCAUAUAUUGAAUAAAAUUGUAAACAUACAUUCCAAAUUACCCUUCUAACUACAAUUUAUGAUAGAUAUGUACAUAAAAGAAUUGCUCUGUAUGAACAAUCACACCUUUUGCCUUUUACUGAAUCAGAUCUACAUUGUGUUUAUUUUGGAAGACAUAUUUCAUGAAAGUUAUUAAUUGGAUAAUAAUCAUAUUUUGUGAUGUAUAUUUGCAUAGAUUAUUGAGAAAUGUAAAAGAGAAAUAAAACAAAAUACUCUGUGAA